Osmerus eperlanus (European smelt) is the source of this 5073-nucleotide messenger RNA. RefSeq names its product myocardin related transcription factor Aa (gene mrtfaa). Gene Ontology annotation, cellular component: nucleus. The transcript has 17 exons. The coding region runs from base 434 to 4270 and encodes 1278 amino acids. NCBI's taxonomy places the organism in Eukaryota, Metazoa, Chordata, Actinopteri, Osmeriformes, Osmeridae. Gene Ontology annotation, biological process: positive regulation of transcription by RNA polymerase II; smooth muscle cell differentiation. The record is from RefSeq and is a predicted model, not a curated record. Gene Ontology annotation, molecular function: transcription coactivator activity.
GCUGAUUCCUCUCUCUCUCUUUUCUUCUUUUGUAUAGUUUUUGUACGUCAAACAGAGGAUUGGACCCAUUUUUGCUAUAGUCUCUUUUUAGGAGGUGGACUUCAAAAGCAAUUUAAGUGCACUUUGAAUGGACUUUUGGAGAACUAAAACCUAGAGUUUUCCUUCUAGUUUGCAGGGAGAAGGAAUCACACAUUCCGUUUCAUCCGGUUGUAUCUUCCAUGAAUGUGUGUUAGAAGGUCUGUGACGCUACGGAGACUUUCGAAAUGCAACCAGACUUACUGCCAGCACUGGAUUGAGCUGAGUUCUUAAGGAGAUAAACAAUAUACAUACAUUUGACUUUGGGACAGUUCUGGGCGUUUUGUGUUUGACUGAUAUCAUUGAUGGGACCUCGGCCUCUGCCUCCACUUGAUUUAUUCAUUUGAACCCUGUCGUUAUGCUGGACCCCUGCCUUCGCAUCGACCCCGCCUCCUUCGGGGCUCCUCCAAUGAGCAGCAGCAUGGAUAAGAGAGCGAUACGCUUCGAGUUAGAGCGGCGGGCUUGUCAGAGCCUGAGGGAAGUUCUGCAGAUGAAGCUACAGCAGAGGCGGACUCGAGAACAGCUCGUCAGUCAGGGGAUCAUGCCACCGCUGAAAAGUCCGGCCGCCUUCCAUGAACAGAGACGUAGUUUAGAGCGAGCACGGACUGAAGACUAUCUGAAGAGGAAGAUCCGAAGUCGGCCUGAGAGGGCGGAGCUGGUCAGGAUGCACAUCCUGGAAGAGACGUCUGCAGAACCGUCCCUGCAGGCCAAGCAGCUGCAGCUGAAGAGAGCCCGUCUGGCAGACGACCUCAACGAUAAGAUCUCCCACCGUCCGGGUCCCAUGGAGCUGAUCCACAAGAACAUCCUGCCUGUCCACAGCAGUCUCAAGCAGGCCAUCAUAGAGACGGACUUCCCUAAGGUGGCGGGGGAGAGCUCGUCAUUUGAGGAGGACAGCAGUGACUCUCUGUCUCCUGAUCAGCUCAUUGGCCAGGAUUCUCCGCUGGGGGCGGGUCCUCUACCCUCCCCGACCGACACCCUGGGAGGAAACAGUAACCCCUCCCCCACGCAGUUUCUCAACCAGGUGCCACCCCUUCCUCCUCCUCCUCCUCCUCUUCCUCCGGUCUCUGGCCCCGCGCAGGCCAUGAAGUUGACCAAUGGGACUGCUGCUCUUGCAGCUCAAAGGACCCCACCAGCUCAGGCAAAGUCCCACUCCAAGUCGAACUCCGACCGCCCCCCCCAGCGCCCCAAGAAGGCCAAGGACACCAAGCCCAAGGUGAAGAAGCUCAAGUACCACCAGUACAUCCCCCCGGACCAGAAGGCGGAGCGGGAGCCGCCCCCCCAGCUGGACUCGUCCUACGCCAAGAUCCUGCAGCAGCAGCAGCUCUUCCUGCAGCUGCAGAUCAUCAACCAGCAGCAGCAGCACUACAACUACCACACCAUCCUGCCCGCUCCGCCCAAACUGUCAGAUCAACAGCAGCCUCCCUCUGCCACCCCCGCCUCCUCCACUGGCCCCACCGCCUCUCGCACUGCCUCCGCCCCCUCAUCAACCCCGUCCAGUCAGAGUGCUCCAAACCGUCCAAAUGUCUCUCUCGCAGGCGGGGCCAAGCCAGCGUCUUUACCUCCAAACCUGGAUGAAAUGAAGGUGGCGGAGCUGAAGGCGGAGCUGAAGAUGAGGAGCCUGCCGGUCUCAGGCACCAAGAACGACCUCAUCGAGCGCCUCAGGAACUACCAGGAACUGAACGGAGGCAGUGCUCCGGCGCCACCAGCAGGGGGAGCACCGUGGCCAGGGGCCGCCUCGUCCAGAACCAACCUGUCUCACAAGCAACAGAAGCCGUCCUCCUCCGUCCUGCACCAGGCGGCAGAGAGCGGCACCGGGGUAACAGGCAUCCCGUUCGCCGCCACGGCGCCCCAUCACAUGAUGCACUUUGGCAGCCCGGGCUCCUCCCCCCCACUGUCCCCCGCGCCUUCCGACCGCUCGGCCGCCGCCAUGAGCCCAGGCGACACCAGCUAUAACGCGGACACCUUCGGGGAGAUGGUGAGUUCCCCCCUCACUCAGCUCAGCCUCCAGCCCUCCCCCCAGCCCCCCGUCACCAUCAAGGAAGAGACCCCCUCCACCCCCUCCUCCUGCCACUUCUCCUGCCUCGCCCUGCCCAAGCCCCGGCCCCGGCCCAGCCCCGUGGCCAGACUGGCGCCCCCUCUCGACAAGGACCAGAUGCUGCAGGAGAAGGACAAGCAGAUCGAGGAGCUGACUCGCAUGCUGAGGCAGAAGCAGAGGCUGGUGGAGACCCUGCGCUGCCAGCUGGAGCAGGGGAAGAGAGGAGGCGGAGGAGGAGGGGGAGGAGGAGGGGGAGGAGGAGGGGAGGCCGUGGUCCUGGUCCGUGUGAAAGAGGAGCCGCCAGACCUCCCCAUCAUCUCUUCCUCCUCCUGCCCCGUCCGUCCCCCGCCUCCGCCCCCUCCCCCGCCGCUCCCCUUGGAGGUCGGCAAGGUCACCAUCAAGGAGGAAGCCAGCGACCCGGACGAGGCCCCCGAGUCCGUGCUGACGGAGAGCCAGAGGCAGUUCCGCCCCGCGCCCGACGAGGCGGCCCCCAAGCACGUGCAGGUGAAGCCGGAGCACGUGAUCCUGCAGAGCCAGAGGCGGCUGGAGGAGCUGCGUCUGCAGCAGACGGCGCUGCAGCUCGGCGAGCUGCAGGCCGCCCAGCAGCAGGCCCUGCAGCAGCUGCUGCUGCAGCAGCAGCAGAACCGGCAGAACCAGCUGCAGAACCUGCAGAACCUGCAGAGGCGCUCUCAGCAGAGGAAGAAGAAGUCCCACAAACAGCAGCUCAAACAGCAGCAGCAGCAACAACUGCUGCUCAAGCAGACCCAGCAACAGAUACAGACAAAGCAGUCCCAACAGUCCCAACAGCAACAGCUAAUACAGCUGAAGCAGCAGCAACAGUCGCAACAACAGCAACAGCUUAUACAGCUGAAGCUGCAGCAACAGCCACAGUCGAAGCAGCAACGGUUGUUGCAGACUAAACAGGAGAUGCACUUACAGCAGCCAGAACAACAACAACUGCUCCAGUCACAACAGAUAUCCCAGGUGUUCCUAAACCAGCAGACUGGGAGCAGCUCUUCCUUCCCUCUAGACCUCCUCAAGACACACUCCACCCCAACCCUGGUGACCGACAGCAACGGCAACCACUUCCUCAUUGCACUGACCAAUCACACCACUGAGAACCAAGGAAGUGACGCCCCUCAGGGGAAGCUGGACAAUCAUGUCAAGUUGCAGACACUACCGUCCCCUCCCACCAAGCUGCCUAGCCAAUCCCCUCCUCUGCCGUCGAGCACUGACACCAAAUCAAAACCGAGGAGCACCACAUCAGGCCUUGGGAAACAGCCAACCAGAAAGGGACAGAAGGCGGGGCUUCGGGUGUCGACCAACAACUCGCAAGGGGUGGCUCUCUCGUUCUCCGCCCCGCCCAAUCUCCAGCCUUUCUUCCUGGAUGAGGACUCAGCCCCCUCAGGGAAAGAUGUCCCGCCUUCGCCAGCUCUGAAGGAGGAGUGUUCUGAUCUGGACCAGCACGCCCUCUUCAGCCCCCCCUCCCCUGACGCCAUCAAGACCUGCCCCUCCUCUCCGGAUGACAAGGAGCAUGGCUCCACCCAGCACAUGGACGACCUGUUCGACAUCCUCAUCCAGACGGGAGAAAUCUCCGCCACUUUCAAGCCGGCGCCGGACCCCUCUCUGGCCCACCUCCGGGCCAACACUCCGGCCUCCUCCCCUUCCUCCUCCCCCCUGCAGCUCCAUCUCCCUCCCCCCUCCCCCCCCGACCCGGAGACCCCCCCGCCACAGGCCCCGACGGAGGAGGGGCACCAGGCGCCACCCACCACAGAGCAAGAAGACGUUAGCCGCCCAGGAAGCGGACGUCUGGAGGACUUCCUGGAGAGCACGACCGGCAAGCCCCUUCUAGGGGUGGAGCCUGGCUGCCCUUUGACCUUGAUUGACGACCUCCACAGCCAAAUGUUGAGCACCCCCAGCAUCUUGGACCACCCGUCCUCCCCCUCCCCUAUGGACACCUAUGAGCUGGGCUACCACCCCAACCCCCCCAACCUGGACUUUGGAGAGCAGGCCCUGGACAGCAUGGACUGGCUGGACAUCACCAUGGGAGGAGGGGGCAGCGAUGCCCCCAGCUUGGCCCCUCUUGGGCCCCCCAGUGUCUUCUCCACAGACUUCCUGGAUGGCUCCGACCUGCAGCUCCACUGGGACUCCUGCUUAUAGCCCAGAGAGAGCAGCUGCUGGCCUCAAGUACUUUAUACAAACACUGUCACACACUUAGGGUGCACUUGAUUUAUCUUCCCCGAAUGGCGACAAAAUCUGGGACAUCUACAGGUCCUGUGAGGGAUAAACAGUACCGGUCCAGAACUGUGGAAGCUAUGUAUUCAGAUGAAGUGCUUCUGGGUAGACCUGAGGUUGCAGAUACGGAGCCUGCUACUGUUAUAUUUUUGUUAGACUUCCUUGUUUUCACUUUCACGCAGCAAACACACACUGGUGUGUUGGAAUGUACAGAACACUGAGCUCUGUCUCACACACACGUACUCAUACGAAGAAACACACACUGAUUGCCUUGUGUGUGUGUGUGCUCUCACUUCCUCCAGUAUAAAGCCAGCCCCUUACACAAGUACCUUUGUUACAAACCUUGUGUAUUGGCUGUCAUGGGGAACAAGCUUUGAUCUGGUGUUGAAUUCAGGGCCUGUUGACAGGGUUUGGCUGCAUACCAUGAACCGUGAUAUUUUUUAAUUGCCGUGGUUGAAAGACGGCCAAGUCAUUACCUGAAUGUGCUCGAAUUGCAUCCUACUUUUUAAAGGUGUCGAUAGACAGAGCCAGAACAAAGCCAGACCUACAGGCCACAGCUACCAGAGCACCGGUGGUCAGAUAUGAUGCCUCAAACAUCCUGCUGUCUCUUGGCUUCAUAGGCUGGUGUGUCAGAACAAGACCCUGGUGUAGCAGUCUGGAGACCAUAGCUCUGAGGGAGGACUGUAGAAGGAGCCAUUGGCUGGGGAGGGGAGGCUGGGGAGGGGAGG